This is a messenger RNA of Cladophialophora immunda, 1884 nucleotides long. RefSeq lists its product as uncharacterized. The coding region runs from base 1 to 1884 and encodes 627 amino acids. The record is from RefSeq and is a predicted model, not a curated record. Gene Ontology annotation, biological process: DNA-templated transcription; regulation of transcription by RNA polymerase II. The transcript is spliced from 3 exons. Gene Ontology annotation, molecular function: DNA-binding transcription factor activity, RNA polymerase II-specific; zinc ion binding; RNA polymerase II cis-regulatory region sequence-specific DNA binding. Gene Ontology annotation, cellular component: chromatin. Lineage: Eukaryota; Fungi; Ascomycota; Eurotiomycetes; Chaetothyriales; Herpotrichiellaceae.
AUGUACGAUGGGAACGAGUAUGAUCUAAACCUUGACUGGAUCUUCAGCACCGAAGUAGAUCAGGUCUUCAGUAACGCUUCCGACCAGCCACCAUUCUACUUUUCAGGACAACUGUCCCAGCAGCUUCCCGACAAUGGCAGAAUUCAAGAGAGGCAAUUAAUACACGAUUCAACUUCGCUUGGUCUACCGGUGCCCAUUGCUCAAGAGUCAUAUAGCCACGAUGAUCCCAUGGCUGGCCAUGCUGCGCCGCUUCCAGCACUCCACCUUCCUCCUCUGUCGACGACCGCUGGGAACGAAGAAUACCCUUCGUUCUUUAUGACCAAGUCUGUAGGUUCGUCGACGAGAGAGUUGAUGACAAACUGGCUGCGGCUACCGCUUGAAAAGAAGAUGUGGGAUAUCGUCUCCUUGGCCGCCUUCCCAACGAAGGAAGAACUGGAUCUAUGUAUCGACCUGUUCUUUGCGCACUGGGAUCGACACUGCCCUGUUGUGCACCGCCCAACAUUCGAUCCAGUCCUGGAGCCCGUUGUCACUCUUGCCAUGGUAACAUUAGGUGCUUGUUAUACUAAUUUCGGUGGCGCCCUUGCAUUUGCAAAUGCACUAUCUGAACUUGUUCGACGACUGCUUGUAUUCAUGGCAGAACAGGAUCCUAGAUUUGUCCGCACGGAAUACUACAUUACUGCCCAGCUGCUCCAGGCAUGCCAUGGUUUUGCGUGCAGCAAUCGACACCUUUUCGAGCUAGCUGAGUCUAGUCGUGCGACUUUGGUCAAUCAUGGCAGACGUAUGGGGUUAUUCUCUCCCCGCAAAUCUACCUGUCCUUACAAUGCAUCUCUUGAGGAGCGCUGGAGUGCCUGGAUUGUGGAUGAACGAUUCCGUCGGCUCGGCUGGGGUAUUUAUGGAUUCGAUGCGUCGUCUAGCUAUCUCUUCAAUGCCAAGCCUCAUAUCUCGCUUUUCGAAGCCGACGAAAUGGAUCUUCAAAUGUCGACAAGCCAUUGGGAAGCGCCCUCGGCAUACGCGUGGGCGGCCCUUCAUCCCUGGACACUUACUCCAAAGAAUAUUCCUUUUCACCUGCUACUGGAUUCUUUCUUUCAAAAUCCGUCCAAAGCGCACGCCAGCCUGAACGAGGACCACCACAGAUUACCCGUCAUUCUCACCAUUAUGCGCACUCUAUGGACCGUCAGAGAGUUGGAAGGCAAUCCGGUCAGGGAUUUCUUCCAAGGUAAACAGUCCCAUGCUGAAAACCGGACGCUCCUGUUGCACAUCCUCAAUCAGUUCCUGGUUUCGCCACGAUCUCCGACCGCACUCCUCACGAGCCGGUCCCUGAUUGACGUUGUGCACCGUCUCCAGACUGUCCACAUGGCACAUAUACUCGGUGCCGGAGCGUUUACUAACUGGUUGUAUCCUGUUCUUCGGGGUGGGCCUGAAUUUGGGGUGGCUGAGGAAAGAAUGAAACAAUGGGCCGACGAGGACCCUUCUCGAGUUCGAGACCAAGCGUUACGCUGUGGGCAGGUGCUGGGCCUAACGCGAGAGUUUCCCUUCAAUUAUCCUCAGGAGGCUUUCAAUGUCUAUCACGCGGGGACGCUGCUAUGGUGCCUCUGCGGUAUCUUGCGCAAGCAAUCAACCACACCCGGUUUCGUCGGUUUGCGGAUCUACCGGCUCGAUUUCCUCGGGGAGAAAGACAGCCCAGAGUUGGUCAACAUACGGAAUUGGAUCCGGAAUGGCCAACCGUGUAAGCUGUCGGUUCAUGGAGUUCCGGAUCUCUUGUCCGAAGACGGUCGAUCGCAUCUCCUCCAUCAAGUCGCUGAGAUCCUACGGGCCAUGCGCGUGUGGGGGAUUGCACAUAACUUUCUUCGAGCGGUGCUUAAACUUGCAGGAAAGGAGUCAUAA